This is a messenger RNA of Coffea eugenioides, 1988 nucleotides long. RefSeq lists its product as uncharacterized. The transcript is spliced from 10 exons. NCBI's taxonomy places the organism in Eukaryota, Viridiplantae, Streptophyta, Magnoliopsida, Gentianales, Rubiaceae. Bases 238 to 1569 code for a protein of 443 amino acids. The record is from RefSeq and is a predicted model, not a curated record.
AUUCAUUUAUUCACACACGCUUCGCAAGUCCGGCUUCGUGCAACCGUGACGUCGGCAUCGUGGCAGUGGCAUUGGUACGUACCGGUGGCGUGAGUGUUCCUAUCGCCUUGCAACUGUGACGGGCUAUAAAGCCGUUACCCAGUUAGUUGGUUGAUCCUUGGACAAGGCCGGCCGAGAAGGAUCUGUUAUUUCAAGCCGCUGAGGUGAAAACGUGGAUAACUAAUUGGGGGUUUUGGAAUGGCGAGUUGUGUAUGGACGCCGCGUAUGCGGGCUACCUAUUCUUCUGUAUGCUUGGACUGCCGCCCCACCUCACGGAGGCGGAGGACAGGCGUCAAUUUCAGUGGCCCCUCAGUUGUCAGAUGUCGCAAAUCUGACUCGCUGUUUAUGUGCACCAGAAGAAUCUAUUGCAGCACCGCUAAUGACAACGAAGCUAGGAGCAGUGACAAACAAACUGGAAUUCAGCUUUACAGAGAUAUUGAGAGAUUGCUUACGGAGACAGUUAAGCAAUCUCAAGGUGAUUGGCGAACUUCAAGCAACUGGAGCGAACUUGAGGGUGCAUGGGUGUUGAGACCAAGAAAUUCAAAACCAGUGUCCAUUGUACAUUUCAUUGGUGGUAUAUUCGUUGGGGCUGCCCCUCAGCUUACCUACCGCUUGUUUUUGGAGAGCCUUGCAGAAGAAGGUAUAUUGGUUAUCGCUACCCCUUAUGCUAGUGGGUUUGAUCACUUUCUUAUCGCAGAUGAAGUGCAGUUUAAAUUUGAUAGAUGUCGUCGAUUGCUUCAGGAACCGGAACAAGAUCUUCCUUGUUUUGGCAUCGGGCAUUCUCUGGGAUCUGUCAUUCACCUAUUGAUCGGCUCAAGGUAUGCCGUGCAAAGAAAUGGGAAUGUAUUGAUGGCAUUCAACAAUAAGGAAGCAAGUAUAGCCAUUCCCUUGUUCUCACCUGUUCUCGUACCAAUGGCUCAAAGCAUUGGACCAAUUUUGUCACAAGUUGCAUCAUCUCCAACAAUUCGUCUUGGGGCAGAGAUGACUCUGAAGCAAUUAGAGAACCUUAGCCCUCCAAUUAUGAAGCAGGUUCUUCCUCUGGUUGAGCAACUUCCUCCAUUAUAUAAGGAGUUGGUUAACGGGAGGGAGAAUUUUACCCCAAUACCAGAACAGACUAAAAGACUGAUAAGGUCUUAUUAUGGGAUUUCAAGGAAUCUUUUAAUAAAGUUCAAAGACGAUACGAUUGAUGAAACAUCAGUACUAGCCCAGAUACUUAGCUCAGAAUCUGCUAUCAGUUCAAUGCUUGAUAUGUCCAUACGCUCAUUACCUGGGGAUCAUGGGCUUCCGCUCCAGCAGGCUCUGCCAGAUGUUCCCCCAGCAAUGGCAGAUGCGGUGAAUCGGGGUGGAGAGUUUUUGGCAUCUUUAACUGCGGGGACACCAUGGGAGACAGUUGCCAAAGAAGUAAGCAAUUCUCUUGGCAGGGACGCGAGACUUGUUCGUCCAGAAAUGUCCAAGGACAUGGACCUCCUUGUCAAUGUAAUAACUUCCUGGAUGAAGGGAAACACAAGUACAAGACUUUUAAGGCCCUGAUCAAUCAAUGACCAUGCUAACGCUUUCAGCCUGCUGGAGUUACAGGUGGAGGAAAGGAAAAGACUUCAGACCUUCUUGCCCCCAAUGUUGAUAUUUAACACUACUAUAAUAUACAGAAUUAAAACUUCGAAAGCUUGGGCUAUAACCCUCCUUGUCAGUGUAAUAACUUGGUUGAUGAAAGCAAAUACAAGUACCAGACUGCUAAGGCCCUUAUCAAUACACGUCUAACUCUUAAGGGAUUUCUCCUAGUGGCGUUGCAGAUGUAGGAAAGUAAGGACUGAGACCGCUCUCAAGUGUACGGAAAGCUGCAACCAUAAUAGGAGAUAAAUUUGAAUCUGCCAAGUGUUCCCUUGUACAUCUAUUUUGGCAUUACUAGUUUUAUUUUGGCAUCUAUUUGUUAGUACCUCGUUAUUUGUUCC